AUGCGGGAAUGGAAGUCCAUAAGGGAUACCGAAGAGUUCAAAGUACCGUCCCGUGAGUGGAUUCGUAAGAUAGGACACCAGGACUUUUUUGAUUUGGAUCCCGAGGAUCUUCCGGAACCCAGUGAAAAUGAGUAUACUCCAAGCCUUCCACCUGGAGAAUUCGAGGUUCGCGAGGAAGACCCUUUACCCGAACCUGAAGAAGAAGCCGCUGCCCCGACACGAAGAGGUUCUAUGGAUACUGGUGAAGAUGUCCCCUUAGAUGGAGUAAAUGUCCCGGUACCAGAUGAUGGUUUCUUUGGUGACACUGCCUAUUUUCAAGACCAUUUCUGCCAGAGUUACCGCUGGGAAAUUGAUAUCACUCCCUCAUGUGAUGUGGACAAAGACCAAUUUGACUCGCCAGAUGCAUAUAUCUUGGCAGCCGUGAAUGAAAGAAAGAAGAAAUCGGAAGUAAGAUUGAAGGAACUAUCACAGGAUGAUCAAAAACUAUUCGCGGUGGCCAAGCACAAAGAACUCAAGGCGUGGUUGCACCAUCGAACAAUACGGAAAGUUGCACAAGGCAAGAUUCCAGAGCACGCCAUAAUGCGCUGCAGGUGGCUCUUUGUUUGGAAAAGUCCUAAUGGUAGUGAGGACCCUUCUGAACUUUCGAAGGAUGGCAAGAAGGCCAAGGCAAGGUUGAUAGUGAUCGGAUAUGAAGACCCAAACAUCGAUGAGGUGGUAAAUGAUGCACCAACGCUAUCCAAGGACGGGCGUAUGGUUGUGUUACAAGGGGUUGCGAGCCACCAGUGGCCAUUGAUUUCUUUUGACAUCUCAACUGCUUUCCUACACGGGAAAGGAGAUGGCCGACCUCUUGGACUCGUUCCGACUCCAGAGAUGCGUGACGCUCUGGAAAUGACAGAGACGGACCAGAUACAACUAGAUGGGGGAGCGUAUGGUAGAAUCGACGCACCAUAUCUUUGGUUCUGUGAAUUUCGGGAUGAACUGGUCCGACAGAGGUGCAGACAAUCACCACUUGAUCCUUGUGUGUUCACAUACCAUGUAGAAGGUAGUUUAGAGGGUUGUUUGGGCAUACAUGUUGAUGACGGGAUUGGUGGUGGUGGUCCUAAGUUCAUGGCCAUGUUGAAGAAAGUGGAAGCUCGCUUCAAAUUUGGGGCUUUUGAGACUGGUGAAUUUACUUACACAGGGAUCCGGUUCAAACAAUGGGAUGACUCGUCUAUUGAGUAUGAUCAGAUUGAUUACAUCGAGAAGAUUCCACCAAUUUCUUUAGGAAAGGGACGACGUGACGAUCCGGAAGCCCUGGUGACAGAAGAAGAAAGAACCAGUUUUCGAAGCCUCAUAGGAGCACUCCAAUACUCUGCUGUGCACAGCCGCCCGGACUUGGCUGCGAAAAUAGGGGAAUUGCACAGUGAGGUCACACGAGCUCGUGUAAAACAUUUGCUGUUGGGGAACCGUGUUCUUGCAGAGGCCAAGCAGAACAGAGACGAGGACUUCGAUCCGAGUGCACCGCUGCCAGAGGUGCCACCAGAACCACCUGAGGAGCUGAUGAAACUCCAACCAGCUGGGGCCAUCGAGUGGCCUCAGGUGACCAAGCGUGCAGUGGCUGCUGGGCCUGAAUGA
Messenger RNA from Durusdinium trenchii, 1614 nucleotides. The record is from the annotation of a GenBank genome assembly. NCBI's taxonomy places the organism in Eukaryota, Dinophyceae, Suessiales, Symbiodiniaceae.